Molecule: messenger RNA, 3174 nt
Organism: Beauveria bassiana ARSEF 2860
Lineage: Eukaryota; Fungi; Ascomycota; Sordariomycetes; Hypocreales; Cordycipitaceae
Product: RNA recognition domain-containing protein
Exons: 1
Coding region: 1-3174 (1057 amino acids)
Biological process (GO): RNA processing
Molecular function (GO): RNA binding; protein binding
Source: RefSeq, a predicted model, not a curated record
AUGGCCAAUCCAGUGGGAGAGGAAAGUUGGCUCUCGUACUUGGAGGAGGCGACGCGCGACGCCACUGAUCUGGAGCAAAGCGUCAAUAUAGUCGAACUAUACAAAAAGGCCACGACUGCAGAGCCUGGUAGUCUGAAAACGUGGCUGGCUUACUGCCAUUACUUCUCAUCUCUUCGCGCCGCCAGCGCCAGUGCCGAGACUGCAUGGUCCGACGAGGAAAAAGAUAUAGGACAAGAGGUUUUCUCACUCAGAGCGGAACUCAAUCUGUGGCAGCAAGGGUACGAGGCCAUCAAAUACCGCGUUGGCGACAGCCAUCUCUUGUGGGACAAAUGGAUAGCCAUCGAGCAAGACAAUUUAGCCACCAACAAACGGCCCGAAACAGUCACGAGAAUCGCGAACGAGUACAAACGUCGCCUCGCAACUCCACAUAUCACAUGGGAACUGACUUCACAAUCCUUCUCCAGCUUUCUCUCCGAGCACGACAAGAGCGCAUGGGAAAGUUCAAUGAAAGAAGUCACGUCAAGUGCUCAAAAGAUCAAAGCCAUUAUUACGGCGCGAGAUCCCUUCGAAAUGCAAAUCAAUAAAUCAGUUAGGCAAGGCGACUUGGACUCGCAGCGAAAGGUUAUGAUGGAAUAUCUGGCAUGGGAGACCACGCAAAGCUGGAAAGACCAGGACGACCCACAGCUCGCGGCGGAUAUCUGCUCUGCUCUCCACGAUAGAGCCCUCUCGGGGAUAUUCGCAUUUGACGAACCAGUUUGGUAUGGUUAUAUAUCGUUCCUAUCAGCACGUCCUCAACUUCACCCUCUCGAAAAGCUGUUUGAUGCUACGCGCCGCGCCGUUCACCAUUGCCCAUCUUCAGGCCGCCUUUGGGCCAGAUACAUUCUUUGCGCGGAAGAGGUCCAACUUUCAUUUGAAGAGAUCGAGUCGAUCAAAGCCCUCGCCGCCAAGCAAGAACAAUUAUGCUCCAAUGGCAUGGAUAACAUCAUUGAGAUGUAUCAAUCGUGGUGUGGAUAUGUCAAACGAUCCGUCAUGAUUGCCACUAAUGGAGAUGAAAUCGUGGACGUGGCCGAUGCUGCCAUUGCGUCCUGCCUUGACGACGUCAGAGCAAGAGGAAGCAAGUUAUACGGUAAAGAUUACCAAGGCGACCCGAAGCUCAGGCUGGAGAGAAUAUACCUGCAAUUCCUCACCGAAGUGAAGGAUGCUGUGCCUCAAGCUAGAGCAUUGUGGAAGAAGCUGGCCAAUGUGAAGCUGUAUGCAGACACGUACGAAUUCUGGACACGAUAUUAUACAUGGGAAAUGUCUGUAUUUUGGUCCGAGCUUCAACAGAACCAAGGGCCUUCGUCAAUACCAUCAGAUCGCAUUCCAUCGCUUGCCACCGAAGUAUUACACAAGGCAUCGCUACGACGCAGCAUUGACUGGCCUGAGAAGGUCCUUGAGCUAUACAUGCAACACUGCAAUGACUACGAAUCUCCCGUAUCGCUGCGCAAAUGCCUUGAUAGUGUGUUUAGGGCCGAGAAGGGUGUCAAGAAGCGUCGUGAGCGCGAGCAGCAAGAGCAGGUUGCUGCAUAUGCCGCCUAUUACUCUUCGGCAGUACAAGAGGUGCAUGGCCCUGCUGGCGAAGACGCGCACACUGUGAACAAAAGGAAGCAUGACUCGACAAACGACGACGAAUCUGGGCAAGUAUCGGCGAAGCGCCAAAAGAGCAUGCAAGACGACGAUGCAGACUCAACCACAUAUCAGACUGUCAAGCGCGACCGCGAGAACUCUACAAUAAUCAUCUUCAAUUUGCCACCUGAUGCUACGCAGAGUAAAGUUCGACAAUAUUUCAGGGAUUAUGGGCAUGUCAAAAACUUUACUGCCUUUGUGAAAGAGGAAGACGGCAAUUCGAUCACUGCCUUGGUUGAAUUGACAUCGUCGUCUGAAGCUGAGUCCGCCCUUCUUCGCGAUCAAAAAUACUUCGGGGAGCACCAGAUACAAGUUAAGUCUGGCCAUGAUCUAACAGUUUAUGUGGCCAACUAUCCCCCAGCCGCGGACGAGAAAUAUGUACGUGAGCUGUUCCAAGACUGUGGCGAUAUUUUGAGCAUUAGAUGGCCUAGCCUGAAAGUGAAUGCGCACCGCCGCUUCUGCUACGUCUCUUUUCGUGACCAAGCCUCCGCAGCCAACGCGGUGGGGAAGGAAGGAAAGCUUCUCGAGGGCAAGUACAAGUUAUUGUCUAAACUGUCUAAUCCUGAUCACAAAAAGAGACGCGAAGGUGCUGUCGCAGAAGGUCGCGAAGUGCACGUGGCGAAUUUGGACAAUGCUGUCGUUGAAUCAGACAUAAGGGACAUCUUUUCCAAGUUUGGAAACGUCACCAGAGUUAACAUACCGCGAGGGCUUUCAGGCAAACACCGCGGCUUCUGCUUCCUCGACUUCGAGACGAAAGAGCAAGCCGAGAAAGCUGUGUCUGAGCUGAACAACACCAAGUUUCGCCGUCAAAUAUUGCAAGUUUCCCUGUCCAAAGUAUCUAAAGUCAAGACAACCGCAAAGAAUGUUGGCGCAGCGGCCGUGGACACCAAUGGAGACACUCCUAUGAACACCAACGUGGUAGAGAAGAAGGAUAACGCUACCGCUGCUGAAGAUUUCAGCGCUCGUACCAUUGCCCUACUUGGCCUGCCUGACACCAUCAAUGACGCCAGAGUCCAGAAGCUUGUUGAGCCAUUUGGUCCUCUUGUUCGACUAGUAAUGCAGCCGAUGCAUGGUGGUGCCAUCAUCGAAUUUGCAGAUGCAGCUAGUGCUGGAAAGGCAGCUCUUCAACUCCACAGCAUGGAGUAUGAGGGCUACAAGCUGCGCACGGGAUCGCCAGACCAGCUCCGACACGCCAGAGCAGAGCGUGGCGAUGGUCAAACUGCAGCAAAGCUAAAGGACAAAGAAACUGCAAACGGUGACAUUGGCAAUAUGAACUCAAUCAACAGUGGCUUCAUGCCUGCGCCCAGUGGAUUACGCCGUCCCAGGACGGCUCGAUCGGGUCCCAAGCGUGGGUUGGGUUUCGGACCGUGGAAGGCGGUUGGGAGCAGCACUGAGGCCGCUUCAAAAAGUUCGUCGACACCCGAACCAAAAAAGAGCAAUGCCGAUUUUAAGGCCAUGUUCAUUGCCGGUGUCGGCAAGAACGGCGGCGAGAAUGGAAGUGUGACAUAG